AAGGAAGGAAGGAAGAAAGACGAAGAAUGGGAGAGCCGAGGUGACGAGAUGAAAAUCUUGGCAAGAAAACAGAAAUGAUGUGUACCAAUGUGCGACGAUACGCACUGGGCCGAAAGUCAAAAGACGUUGCCGGCCGUGGUUGAUUUUUAGUAGCGUCGCGACGCCUCGUCGAGCCGUCCGAUCGACGUCGUUUCGACCUUCGUUUUCUUAUAGGGAAACACGAAGCGGCCUUGGAUUGGUGAGAAGGGAGGACGAGAAAUAGAAGAAGAGGAGGAGGAAGAAGAGGAGAAGGAGGAGGAGGAAGAAGAAAAAGAAGAAGAAGAAGAAGAAGAAGAAGAAGAAGAAGAAGAAGAAGAGGGGGGAGGACAUGCAAGGCGCGUUCGAAACCGCGCGACAGAUCGUCGAAUUCGAGGAGCUCGUUUCACGACUUGAUCGAAUAAACGACGUUGUCGUACGGCCAUCUUCUUUGUCUCCGACACCACCGCCACCAUCCUUGCCACCCCCUCCACCACCACCACCACCACCACCACCACCACCACAACCACCACCACCACCACCUUCGUUACCCUCUCCUUCUUCUCCGUUGUUUAGAAAUUCUUUUACAAAUUCUACCUUCGAUUUCUUUCAAAAGAAUCUUUCGGAAGAAGAGAAAAGUGUUCGUGUACAUAUCGGUAUCGACGAGGAUCUACGAAUGAUCUUAGAAAUGGACCCAUCGAUCUUCGACAGGACACCACCACCCGUCGUAUUAUCGAACAAUCACUCGGCAAACAUCGCUACCCUGCCAAGAGCAAUGCGUGUUACUCGACCGCAAGGCUGUCCACCGACAUUCAAAACCGCGACACCGACUUCGCGAACGCAAUUGAAACUGCAGCUGAUGCGAGAGCAGCUGCAGGAACAAGAGAGACGAGAAGCUGAGUUUCGACAAAGCUUGCAACAACAGAGACCAGCAGCUGCACAUCCCAGACCUGUACCUCCUACGCCUUUGUCGACCAUUGGCGUCGAUGUACCACCGCAAGUUUUACAAGUGCGUACGUUGUUAGAGAAUCCUACGAGAUAUCACGUCGUACAGAAACAGAAGAAUCAAGUGAGACAGUACCUUCAAGAGUCUUUUCGCGGAGUUGAUUGUGGUACUGGAGUAAAUGCCGUACUUGGUAGUGCUGGUAACGAUAGUAGUACUGGUGGAACACCGGUGGAUGUUGGAGGAAUACCGUCAACAGCAGCAACAUCGGCACCAGUUCCACCAGCACCGGUUCUACCAAUGGUGGUGCACAGUGCACCACCAGGACCGACGGUUCAUCAUCAGAAACCGCAGCAUCCUCAUCUAGCUUCGUAUCCACGUGCACCGGGACUUUUGUCUCAUGGUAAUCCGGUCUCUGCUAGUCCUGAUCCUACUACAGGUGCAAUGUCUCCUGGACUCUCUAGCGUAGCUACCAGUAAUUCGGAGGCAGAAGAUCUCUUGGACGAUAUCCUGUCGUUCGAGGCUGGAUCCUUGGGCGACGGAUUAAAGGACGGGCAUGCGGGUAGUCUUUCGAAUUUACCGGAUCUUCAAAUUAAACCGGAACCUCUUUUGCUCACCGAAGCGGAGAUUCAUGCCUUGGCGAAGGAUCGACAGAAAAAGGAUAAUCAUAAUAUGAUCGAGCGACGAAGGCGUUUUAACAUCAACGACAGGAUCAAGGAGCUUGGCACCCUUCUGCCUAAGACCAAUGACCCAUAUUACGAAAUCGUACGAGACGUUAGGCCAAACAAAGGAACGAUCCUAAAAUCUUCGGUAGAGUAUAUAAAAUUAUUGAAGAACGAACUGACCAGGAUGAAACAGAACGAGUUGAGGCACAAACAAUUAGAACAUCAAAAUCGUCGUUUACUUUUACGCGUUCAAGAAUUGGAACUUCAAGCGAAGGCUCAUGGACUUCCGGUUUCCGAUUUCAAUUGGGCAUCGACUUCUGGCAGCAUACUAAACACCUUUCCGAGGAGUAAGCUCGAGCAACGAAAGGUACACAUUCCAGAUCUCGUAGCGGAGGAAACGACAACGCCAUUGAGUAUGUCUCAAUUCGAGGAUCUCAUGGAGGACGACACGAGUGGUCCAGUUCAUGGUGGUGAUCCGAUGUUGUCGUCACCACAUUUACCACCAUUGAGUCCACCAGCAGCAGCUUGUCAUCAUGGUUUACCAGACGAAGACACGCUAGGUAGUUUGACGGCAACCACUUCGAAUUCUUCAUCGGACAUGGACAUCGUCGCGUAGCCAAGAAGAAAUGCCACCACGUUAUCCUUUCGAUCUCAAGCUCGUAUUCGUUUCAACGUCCUCUCGUUUUCAUCGAUGGACGAACAUCGGAACGUUCGUCCUCGUCCUUGUCCUCGUCCUCGAACUCGUCCUCAUCCUCGUCGCCUUCUUAUCGGAUUCCAAUGUCGUUUAUGUGACGAUCAGAGGAAAAACUUUCAAGAGAGAAACGAGACGAGAAAAAGAAGAAGAAAAAGAAAACAAAAAAGAAAGAAAGAAAAAAAAAGGGACUCAUCGAACCUUUUUCCUUCGUGCGAGACCAAAAAGAAAAAGACGCAAAAAGAGAAAAGAAAAAGAACGAAAAAGGAAAAAAAAGAAAGAAAGAAAGAAA
Vespula pensylvanica (western yellowjacket) is the source of this 2606-nucleotide messenger RNA. RefSeq names its product microphthalmia-associated transcription factor (gene Mitf). The record is from RefSeq and is a predicted model, not a curated record. The transcript has 8 exons. Gene Ontology annotation, cellular component: nucleus. Gene Ontology annotation, biological process: regulation of transcription by RNA polymerase II. NCBI's taxonomy places the organism in Eukaryota, Metazoa, Arthropoda, Insecta, Hymenoptera, Vespidae. The coding region runs from base 368 to 2239 and encodes 623 amino acids. Gene Ontology annotation, molecular function: DNA-binding transcription factor activity, RNA polymerase II-specific; RNA polymerase II cis-regulatory region sequence-specific DNA binding; protein dimerization activity.